AUGUUGACAUGGAAGCAAUUUUGUGGAGUUCGAGCUCGAUCGUUUCCGUGUCACAUAUACCGUCAACAUGCGUUUUGGAAUCCCCUGAGGUCAUAUAAGUCUAUACUCCAGAAGAAGACAAAACGAGGUACUGUUGAUAAAACGUCUCGAGAUAACAUCCUCCAGAGAGAAAUCCGUGAUCUUCUCAGCACCAAGCCAGAUAUUUCUAUAGAUGAUAUCAAAAUCCCCGAGAACCUUAUUUACAAAUUUCUCUUCCGGAAGAACUAUGAUGAUAUGCGUUUAAAUGACGUGAAGGUGGUGGCCAUGACCAAUGAAGGUGAUGGCCUAGCGAUGAUACGGAGAAACAUGUACGAUGACGAUGCAGAGGAAGGCGAGUACACAGUACUUGUGGUACCCAAGACCGUUACCGGAGACGUUGUCGAUGUUCUAAUACGAAGACACCAUAUGUUCUAUGCAGAAGCCGAGCUUGUAAAAGUUUCCAGAGUAUCUCGAAGAUCGAGCAAGAGAAAUGAUAAACUUGUUGUCUGUCCUCACUUUAGCAAAUGCUCGGGGUGCCAGCUCCAAAUGCUAAGCUACGAAGACCAGCUCGAGUUCAAAAAAUGCAAUAUUGAAAAGGCUUAUCGAUACUUCUACCCGGAGAUCCACGAGAAAGUGCCUGCUGGAAGCAUCAGGGUAGUCCCUUCUCCCAUGCAAUAUGCUUAUCGUACAAAGCUCACACCGCAUGCAUCACUACCUAGAAAUCUCAAGUCGUUGAAAUUACCUGUUCCUAUCGGAUUCGUGGAAGUAGGGAAUAAGUCACUGAUUAUCGAUGUUGAUUACUGUCCAGUUGCAUCACCCGUCAUCAAUCAGACUUAUCCGCUAGAAAAGGAUCGAUUUACUCGGGAACUAGAGGAAAUGGCCACAAGUGGUCAAUUUACGAAGAUUGAUCCAACAUUUACUCUUCGGCUGAGCAUUCGAAUCAAUCAUAAUACAGGAGAGUUUGAGGAGGUUUGUCUUACAAAGAAGAAGAAUGUUAUCACAGAAAAGGUUGAGGAUUACGUCUUCCAGUUUGAAGCAAACGAGUUCUUUCAAAAUAACCGAAGCAUAUUGCCGACCUUGCUAGACUUUAUCAGAACCAACUUGAAGGGCGUUCAAUUUAACUAUCUCGUGGAUGCUUAUUGUGGAAGCGGCUUUUUAGGCAUUGGAUUGUCAUCUACGCUUCCUGAUGUUGGCCUGCUAGAAGGAAAAGGAAAGCUUUUCGGAAUUGAGAUCGCUCUGAAAGCAAUAAAAUACGCCCAGCACAACGCUAAAAUAAAUGGCCUUCAUAUUCCUUCCAGGGCUGAGUAUGUGGAAGGAAAUUCAGACAACAUGUUUGUCAAGGAAGAGUUUGCCAAAUCGGGCGUCAUCGGUGAAGAGUCAGUUGUGUUGAUGAAUCCUUCCCGUAAAGGUUCUACUGUCGCCUUCAUGCAGCAAUUGCUAAACUUUCGGCCGAAAGCCAUUGUCUACGUGAGUUGCAAUCCUUUUACUCAGGCGAGAGAUUUGGCUGACUUCGAAGCACUUCAGCGCCGUUCGCUGACCAAGUAUCGCAUCAAGACUAUAAUGGGCUUUGAUUUUUACCCUCAAACCAAACACGUGGAGUCUGUUGCCAUCUUGGAGCUUGCAGAAUAA
Messenger RNA from Candidozyma auris, 1647 nucleotides. RefSeq lists its product as uncharacterized. The coding region runs from base 1 to 1647 and encodes 548 amino acids. NCBI's taxonomy places the organism in Eukaryota, Fungi, Ascomycota, Pichiomycetes, Serinales, Metschnikowiaceae. The record is from RefSeq and is a predicted model, not a curated record. Gene Ontology annotation, molecular function: tRNA (uracil(54)-C5)-methyltransferase activity, S-adenosyl methionine-dependent. The transcript has a single exon. Gene Ontology annotation, biological process: tRNA processing.